GCGUUGCUCGUGCUAAAUGGCACACAUUCGUCUUACUCGUAAACCACAAUCUCAAAUUGCGACCGCCAACCUGCUAAAGAUAUCCAGUCCAAUCUAGUAUUCUACGCGAUAUACCUAGUAUGUCCGGAACAACUGCACAGGAUGGGGCAUGGAAGUCGAGGGAAUCAAGUGCCGAAAAUCAAUACGCCCGACAGAAGGAGGCCGAACAACUAGCUGCUCUGCGAGAGCAGAUGAAGAUCAAAGAAACUGCCAAGAAGGCGGAGGAAGGAAAAGAAGCUGACAAGGACUUCGAGGGUGGCUUUGGAGGACAAGAAGACCUUGAAGAUCGAUAUGCAACGACCAGUGGUGAACACUAAACAUAAUUCGGACACCGAUACCCAUUACGUCCCUAUACAAUGUGCAUGACAGAGGAAAAUCCAACUGAAUCCUCCGAGGUAAGCUACUACGUAGUCCAUGAAAAGUGC
Messenger RNA from Somion occarium, 464 nucleotides. The record is from the annotation of a GenBank genome assembly. Lineage: Eukaryota; Fungi; Basidiomycota; Agaricomycetes; Polyporales; Cerrenaceae.